AUCUCUGGAAGUGAUGAGGACUCAGUCCUUUCUGGCAGUUUUGCUUUGGAGCUCUGUGUUUUAUGUGGUUCAUAUGACGCCAUCCCAAAAAAGGACUAACAAGCACUCACACAGUGAGAGGAUAACAGAAAUGUCAGAGAAUGAUGGAAAAACGCUGCACCGCGCCAAGCGUGGUUGGAUGUGGAAUCAAUUUUUCUUGCUGGAGGAGUACACAGGUCCAGAUACUCAAUACGUGGGCAAGCUACACACUGACCAAGAUAAAGGAGAUGGAAAUUUAAAAUACAUAUUAACAGGAGAUGGGGCUGGCAGUCUGUUCAUUAUAGAUGAAAAUACAGGAGAUAUUCAUGCUGCAAAGAAAUUGGACAGAGAAGAAAAGUCCCUGUAUGUGCUACGUGCCAAGGCUAUAGACAGAAAAACUGGAAGACAAGUGGAGCCAGAGUCUGAAUUUAUCAUUAAAAUCCACGAUAUCAAUGACAAUGAACCAAAAUUCACCAAGGACAUGUACACCGCCAGUGUUCCGGAGAUGUCUGGAGUUGGUACAUCUGUUAUUCAGGUGACAGCCACAGAUGCUGAUGAUGCCAACUAUGGGAACAGUGCCAAAGUGGUGUACAGCAUCCUCCAGGGACAGCCAUAUUUCUCAGUGGAUCCAGAAACAGGCAUAAUCAAGACUGCUUUACCAGACAUGAGCAGAGAAAACAGGGAGCAGUACCAAGUGGUCAUCCAGGCUAAGGACAUGGGAGGCCAGAUGGGAGGACUGUCAGGAACCACCACCGUGAACAUCACGCUGACUGAUGUCAACGACAAUCCACCUCGCUUCCCCCAGAGCUCGUACCAGUUCAGCUCUCCUGAAUCUGCACCACCUGGGACUCCUCUUGGCAGAAUUAAAGCCAAUGACCCCGAUGUGGGAGAAAAUGCAGAGAUUGAGUAUAGCAUCUCCAAUGGGGAUGGAUCAGACAUGUUUGAUAUCAUCACUGACAAGGACACACAGGAAGGGAUUAUAACUGUCAAAAAGCAUCUGGAUUUUGAAAACAAGGUGUUAUAUACCCUAAGAGUAGAAGCAACCAACACUCAUCCUGAUCCUCGUUUUCUUCAGCUGGGGCCAUUCAAAGACACAGCUUUAGUCAAAAUUUCUGUUGAAGACACUGAUGAACCUCCAGUGUUCAGCAGACCCUGGUAUUUAAUAGAAGUAGAUGAAGAUGCCAAGGAAGGAAGCAUUAUUGGGCAGGUUGUAGCCCAAGAUCCAGAUAUAGCAAAGAAUGCAAUAAAAUAUUCUGUAGAUCGACACACUGACCUUGACAGAAUAUUCAACAUCUAUUCAGGAAAUGGAUCCUUAUUCCUCUCAAAGCCACUUGACCGAGAGGAAACUCCCUGGCACAACAUCACUGUCAUAGCAACUGAAAUCAGUAAGUUGAAGAUAAAAUUAUUCAUUGGAAAAAAUGUAUUGGAUUAUUUUCAUAUACAUAUCUCUUUGUAUUGUAUUUUUUUUUCAGAUAAUCCUAAACAAAGUAGCCAGAUACCUGUCUUCAUACGGAUUUUAGACAUCAACGAUCAUGCACCAGAGUUUGCCAACUACUAUGAAACAUUUGUUUGUGAAAAUGCAAAAGCAGGACAGCUUAUACAGACUGUGAGUGCAAUUGACAAAGAUCAGCCUCCUCGAGGACACAAAUUUUUCUUUGAGCUGGUGCCAGAAUUUGCUGUUCAUCCAAACUUCUCUGUUGUAGACAACAAAGACAACACAGCAGGAAUUAUGACUAGAAGAAAUGGGUACAGCCGUAGCAAGACGAGCACCUACCUUCUGCCAAUCAUAAUAUUUGACAACGACUACCCGAUCCAGAGCAGCACGGGCACGCUGACCAUCCGGGUGUGUGCCUGCGACAGCCGGGGGAACAUGCAGUCCUGCAGCGCCGAGGCCCUGCUCCUGCCCGCCGGCCUCAGCACCGGGGCGCUGGUGGCCAUCCUCCUCUGCAUCAUCAUCCUGCUAGUAUUAGUUGUCUUGUUUACGGCUCUCAAGCGACAGAGGAAGAAAGAACCCUUGAUCAUCUCAAAGGAUGAUGUUCGGGACAAUAUUGUGACCUACAAUGAUGAAGGAGGCGGGGAAGAAGACACCCAGGCUUUUGACAUUGGCACACUGAGAAACCCAGAAGCAAGGGAGGAAAGUAAGAUGAGAAGAGAUGUUCUCCCAGAAACAAUAUUUCAGAUAAGGCGGACUGCACCUCUUUGGGAAAACAUUGAUGUCCAAGAUUUUAUUCAUAGAAGGUUAAAGGAAAACGAUUUAGACCCAGCUGCCCCUCCUUAUGAUUCAUUAGCAACGUAUGCCUACGAAGGAAAUGAUUCCAUAGCAAAUUCACUCAGCUCCCUGGAAUCACUCACCACAGAAGGCAACCAAGACUAUGAUUACCUCAGUGACUGGGGACCUCGGUUUAAAAAACUAGCAGAUAUGUAUGGUGGAGAAGACAGUGAUCGAGACUGAGAAAGUAAUCUGUGACCUGGUCAGUGUUAGUGGAAUUUAUGUUUAUGUUCCUAGAUAA
This is a messenger RNA of Prinia subflava (tawny-flanked prinia), 2528 nucleotides long. It is a transcript of the gene CDH9, whose product is annotated as cadherin 9. The record is from RefSeq and is a predicted model, not a curated record. The transcript has 11 exons. Gene Ontology annotation, molecular function: calcium ion binding; cadherin binding. NCBI's taxonomy places the organism in Eukaryota, Metazoa, Chordata, Aves, Passeriformes, Cisticolidae. The coding region runs from base 14 to 2470 and encodes 818 amino acids. Gene Ontology annotation, biological process: adherens junction organization; calcium-dependent cell-cell adhesion; homophilic cell-cell adhesion. Gene Ontology annotation, cellular component: catenin complex; plasma membrane; adherens junction.